Messenger RNA from Pipistrellus nathusii (Nathusius's pipistrelle), 2139 nucleotides. The record is from the annotation of a GenBank genome assembly. NCBI's taxonomy places the organism in Eukaryota, Metazoa, Chordata, Mammalia, Chiroptera, Vespertilionidae.
AUGACCGCCCCGGCCGGCAGCCCCCCUCCGGGGGAGGCCCUGGGCCCCCCCGCGGCCCCCCAGGACGCCUGGCGGCCCCCGGCCGCCCCCCCGCACAUCAGCCACCGCGCCAACAGCUUCAAGCGGCACCCGCGGGGGCGGAGCGUCCGGCCCUCCCCGCCGCCGCCCCCCAACACCCCCUGCCCCGCCGAGCUGGUGGGCUUCGGGGACCCGCCCCCCCAGCGGUCCUUCCGGGAGCUGCUCUGCAACGGCUGCAUCCUCUUUGGCAUCGAGUUCAGCUACGCCGUGGAGACGGCCUACGUGACGCCUGUGCUGCUGCAGAUGGGCCUCCCCGGCCAGCUGUACAGCCUCGUGUGGUUCAUCAGCCCCAUCCUCGGAUUCCUACUGCAGCCACUCUUGGGUGCCUGGAGUGACCGAUGUACCUCAAGGUUUGGACGGAGACGCCCUUUCAUUCUUGUCCUGGCCAUAGGGGCGCUGCUGGGCCUCUCGCUGCUGCUGAACGGCCGGGACCUGGGCGCGGCGCUGGCGGACGGGCCGGGCCAGCACCGCUGGGGCCUGCUGCUCACCGUGGGCGGCGCGGUGCUCAUGGACUUCAGCGCCGACUCCGCCGACAGCCCCAGCCACGCGUACCUGAUGGACGUGUGCGGGCCGGCUGACCAGGACCGCGGCCUCAACAUCCACGCGCUGCUGGCAGGCCUCGGCGGCGGCUUCGGCUACGUGGUGGGCGGCGUCCACUGGGACCGCACCGGCUUCGGGCGCGCGCUGGGCGGGCAGCUGCGCGUCCUCUUCCUCUUCACGGCCGUGGUCCUGGGCGCCAGCACCGCCCUCACGCUGCUCAGCAUCCCCGAGCGGCCGCUGCGGCCCCGGGCCGGGCCCAGGCCGGCCAUGAAGAGCCCCAGCCUGCCGCUGCCGCCCUCGCCGCCCGCCCCGGGCCCGGAGGCCGCCCCCUCGGGCCCCUGCAGCCCCCUCUCGCCGCCCAGCCCGCUCACGCCCGGGUACGGCAGCCUCCUCAGCGGGGACGGCUCCCCGGCCGCGCUCAGCGCCUUCGCCUCGUCCUUCGCCGCCUCCCACAUCGACAGCGUCCUCAUCGACUGCUUCACGGGCGCCCCGGACGCCCCGGACGCCCCGCCGCCCGCCCUGAGCCUCAGCUUCCCCCGGGCGGACCCCGGGGCGCGGGGGGCGGGCCUGGCCCCCGGCGGUGACCUGAGGGUGGGCUCCCUGGACGCCCCCAAGCCGCGGGCGGCCGGCAUCCUGAAGAGGCCCCAGAGCCUGGCCCUCCCGGAGGCGGCCGGGGCCGGGCCCGAGCCCGGCAGGAGGAGGACCGUGACCUUCAGCCAGCAGGUGGCCAACAUCCUGCUGAACGGCGUCAAGUACGAGAGCCAGCUGCCGGGGCCCAGCGAGCCGGGGCCGGCCCUGUCCCUGCGGCACCUCUGCGCCACCAUCCGCCGCACGCCCCGCGCGCUGCGCAGCCUGUGCGUCAACCACUUCCUGGGCUGGCUCUCGUUCGAGGGGAUGCUGCUCUUCUACACGGACUUCAUGGGCGAGGUGGUGUUCCAGGGGGACCCCAAGGCCCCGCGCACGUCCGAGGCGUUCCAGCGGUACAACAGCGGCGUCACCAUGGGCUGCUGGGGCAUGUGCAUCUACGCCUUCAGCGCCGCCGUCUACUCCGCGAUCCUGGAGAAGCUGGAGGAGCGCCUGAGCGUCCGCACGCUCUACUUCGGGGCCUACCUGGCCUUCGGGCUGGGCACCGGGCUGGCCACGCUGUCCCGCAACCUGUACGUGGUCCUGUCCCUGUGCGCCACCUACGGCGUCCUCUUCUCCACGCUGUGCACGCUGCCCUACUCGCUGCUGUGCGACUACUACCACAGCCGGGAGUUCGCAGGGUCCAGCGCGGACGGCACACGGCGGGGAAUGGGCGUGGACAUCUCGCUGCUCAGCUGCCAGUACUUCCUGGCCCAGAUCCUGGUGUCGCUGGUGCUGGGGCCGCUGACGGCGGCGGUGGGCAGCGCCCGCGGGGUGAUGUACUUCUCCAGCCUCGUGUCCUUCCUGGGCUGCCUCUACUCCUCCCUAUGCGUGGUCUACGAGCUGCCGCCCGGCACGGCCAGCGAGGAGCACCAGCCCCUCCUGCUGGGCGUGUGA